AUGUGGUUUGUGGCGUCGGUGCAUGAGUGGCAUGCCGUCUUGUCUCUCGCUUCCCCCCCGCCCCCCCCGUUCAACCCCCCAGGCCCGGCAGCGGACCAGUGGUCAGUGGGAGUGCUGCUGUACGAGCUGCUGGUGGGGAUCCUGCCUUGUUUGGAGGAGAUCGAUCGCUGUCCCACUUGCGUCUACCGCAUUCUUCUCUGCUCGCUCCCUGCUUUCCCGCCUGCGCGCCCUCUCAGGCCCUGCAGUCGACUGAUGGUCAGUGGGAGUGCUGCUAUACGAGCUGCUGGUGGGGAUUCCCCUGUCUGGUGUCGAGCUCUUACCACUCGAUUCCAUCCCAUUCCACUCGCUCUUGGUUUCGCCUCUCUCUGUAUUCAUCUCUAUGCGUUCCCAGGCCCAGCAGCGGACUGGUGGUCAGUGGGAGUGCUGCUGUAUGAGCUGCUGGUGGGAAUUCCGCCCUUCAACGCCCCCUCUCCUCAGCAAAUCUUUGACAACAUAUUGAACCGCGACAUCACAUGGCCGGCUGUGCCAGAAGACAUGUCAUACGAGGCGAAAGACCUUAUAGACAGGCUUCUCACUUUCGACCCGGAUGAGCGUCUAGGCGCCCAGGGAGCAGACGAGAUCAAGAGGCAUCCCUUCUUUCGCGACAUUGACUGGGACACCCUCUCCUCUGAGAAGCCCCCGUUCGUUCCCGAGCCAGAGAACGCACACGACACGAGCUACUUUGCAUGCCGCUACGGGACAAAUGCACUGGAAGGCGGGGAGGGCGUGGUGGGCGGGGCAGGGGGAGAUGCGCGCAGCAGCAACUACAGCAGCAGUGGCGGCAGCACGAGUGAUUCAGAGGACCUGGAGAUGGAAAGGGUGAGGUGGGGGAUGGGGGAGGUGGCUCAGCACAAAGGCAUCUGGAGGGAAGGAGGCAUCCGACCAUCCUUUGACACGAUGAGGCAGGUGACAAUCCAACUUCUCUCUCACCCCUCCCACCCGUUCCAAUCCAACUUCUCUCUCACCCCUCCCACCCGUUCCAAUCCAACUUCUCUCUCACCCCUCCCACCCGUUCCAAUCCAACUUCUCUCUCACCCCUCCCACCCGUUCCAAUCCAACUUCUCUCUCACCCCUCCCACCCGUUCCAAUCCAACUUCUCUCUCACCCCUCCCACCCGUUCCAAUCCAACUUCUCUCUCACCCCUCCCACCCGUUCCAAUCCAACUUCUCUCUCACCCCUCCCACCCGUUCCAAUCCAACUUCUCUCUCACCCCUCCCACCCGUUCCAAUCCAGCUUCUCUCUCACCCCUCCCACCCGUUCCAAUCCAACUUCUCUCUCACCCCUCCCACCCGUUCCAAUCCAACUUCUCUCUCACCCCUCCCACCCGUUCCAAUCCAACUUCUCUCUCACCCCUCCCACCCGUUCCAAUCCAACUUCUCUCUCACCCCUCCCACCCAUUCCAAUCCAACUUCUCUCUCACCCCUCCCACCCGUUCCAAUCCAACUUCUCUCUCACCCCUCCCACCCGUUCCAAUCCAACUUCUCUCUCACCCCUCCCACCCGUUCCAAUCCAACUUCUCUCUCACCCCUCCCACCCGUUCCAAUCCAACUUCUCUCUCACCCCUCCCACCCGUUCCAAUCCAACUUCUCUCUCACCCCUCCCACCCGUUCCAAUCCAACUUCUCUCUCACCCCUCCCACCCGUUCCAAUCCAACUUCUCUCUCACCCCUCCCACCCGUUCCAAUCCAACUUCUCUCUCACCCCUCCCACCCGUUCCAAUCCAACUUCUCUCUCACCCCUCCCACCCGUUCCAAUCCAACUUCUCUCUCACCCCUCCCACCCGUUCCAAUCCAACUUCUCUCUCACCCCUCCCACCCGUUCCAAUCCAACUUCUCUCUCACCCCUCCCACCCGUUCCAAUCCAGCUUCUCUCUCACCCCUCCCACCCGUUCCAAUCCAACUUCUCUCUCACCCCUCCCACCCGUUCCAAUCCAACUUCUCUCUCACCCCUCCCACCCGUUCCAAUCCAACUUCUCUCUCACCCCUCCCACCCGUUCCAAUCCAACUUCUCUCUCACCCCUCCCACCCGUUCCAAUCCAACUUCUCUCUCACCCCUCCCACCCGUUCCAAUCCAACUUCUCUCUCACCCCUCCCACCCGUUCCAAUCCAACUUCUCUCUCACCCCUCCCACCCGUUCCAAUCCAACUUCUCUCUCACCCCUCCCACCCGUUCCAAUCCAACUUCUCUCUCACCCCUCCCACCCGUUCCAAUCCAACUUCUCUCUCACCCCUCCCACCCGUUCCAAUCCAACUUCUCUCUCACCCCUCCCACCCGUUCCAAUCCAACUUCUCUCUCACCCCUCCCACCCGUUCCAAUCCAACUUCUCUCUCACCCCUCCCACCCGUUCCAAUCCAACUUCUCUCUCACCCCUCCCACCCGUUCCAAUCCAACUUCUCUCUCACCCCUCCCACCCGUUCCAAUCCAACUUCUCUCUCACCCCUCCCACCCGUUCCAAUCCAACUUCUCUCUCACCCCUCCCACCCGUUCCAAUCCAACUUCUCUCUCACCCCUCCCACCCGUUCCAAUCCAGCUUCUCUCUCACCCCUCCCACCCGUUCCAAUCCAACUUCUCUCUCACCCCUCCCACCCGUUCCAAUCCAACUUCUCUCUCACCCCUCCCACCCGUUCCAAUCCAACUUCUCUCUCACCCCUCCCACCCGUUCCAAUCCAACUUCUCUCUCACCCCUCCCACCCGUUCCAAUCCAACUUCUCUCUCACCCCUCCCACCCGUUCCAAUCCAACUUCUCUCUCACCCCUCCCACCCGUUCCAAUCCAACUUCUCUCUCACCCCUCCCACCCGUUCCAAUCCAACUUCUCUCUCACCCCUCCCACCCGUUCCAAUCCAGCUUCUCUCUCACCCCUCCCACCCGUUCCAAUCCAACUUCUCUCUCACCCCUCCCACCCGUUCCAAUCCAACUUCUCUCUCACCCCUCCCACCCGUUCCAAUCCAACUUCUCUCUCACCCCUCCCACCCGUUCCAAUCCAACUUCUCUCUCACCCCUCCCACCCGUUCCAAUCCAACUUCUCUCUCACCCCUCCCACCCGUUCCAAUCCAACUUCUCUCUCACCCCUCCCACCCGUUCCAAUCCAACUUCUCUCUCACCCCUCCCACCCGUUCCAAUCCAACUUCUCUCUCACCCCUCCCACCCGUUCCAAUCCAACUUCUCUCUCACCCCUCCCACCCGUUCCAAUCCAACUUCUCUCUCACCCCUCCCACCCGUUCCAAUCCAACUUCUCUCUCACCCCUCCCACCCGUUCCAAUCCAACUUCUCUCUCACCCCUCCCACCCGUUCCAAUCCAACUUCUCUCUCACCCCUCCCACCCGUUCCAAUCCAACUUCUCUCUCACCCCUCCCACCCGUUCCAAUCCAACUUCUCUCUCACCCCUCCCACCCGUUCCAAUCCAACUUCUCUCUCACCCCUCCCACCCGUUCCAAUCCAACUUCUCUCUCACCCCUCCCACCCGUUCCAAUCCAACUUCUCUCUCACCCCUCCCACCCGUUCCAAUCCAACUUCUCUCUCACCCCUCCCACCCGUUCCAAUCCAACUUCUCUCUCACCCCUCCCACCCGUUCCAAUCCAACUUCUCUCUCACCCCUCCCACCCGUUCCAAUCCAACUUCUCUCUCACCCCUCCCACCCGUUCCAAUCCAACUUCUCUCUCACCCCUCCCACCCGUUCCAAUCCAACUUCUCUCUCACCCCUCCCACCCGUUCCAAUCCAACUUCUCUCUCACCCCUCCCACCCGUUCCAAUCCAACUUCUCUCUCACCCCUCCCACCCGUUCCAAUCCAACUUCUCUCUCACCCCUCCCACCCGUUCCAAUCCAACUUCUCUCUCACCCCUCCCACCCGUUCCAAUCCAACUUCUCUCUCACCCCUCCCACCCGUUCCAAUCCAACUUCUCUCUCACCCCUCCCACCCGUUCCAAUCCAACUUCUCUCUCACCCCUCCCACCCGUUCCAAUCCAACUUCUCUCUCACCCCUCCCACCCGUUCCAAUCCAACUUCUCUCUCACCCCUCCCACCCGUUCCAAUCCAACUUCUCUCUCACCCCUCCCACCCGUUCCAAUCCAACUUCUCUCUCACCCCUCCCACCCGUUCCAAUCCAACUUCUCUCUCACCCCUCCCACCCGUUCCAAUCCAACUUCUCUCUCACCCCUCCCACCCGUUCCAAUCCAACUUCUCUCUCACCCCUCCCACCCGUUCCAAUCCAACUUCUCUCUCACCCCUCCCACCCGUUCCAAUCCAACUUCUCUCUCACCCCUCCCACCCGUUCCAAUCCAACUUCUCUCUCACCCCUCCCACCCGUUCCAAUCCAACUUCUCUCUCACCCCUCCCACCCGUUCCAAUCCAACUUCUCUCUCACCCCUCCCACCCGUUCCAAUCCAACUUCUCUCUCACCCCUCCCACCCGUUCCAAUCCAACUUCUCUCUCACCCCUCCCACCCGUUCCAAUCCAACUUCUCUCUCACCCCUCCCACCCGUUCCAAUCCAACUUCUCUCUCACCCCUCCCACCCGUUCCAAUCCAACUUCUCUCUCACCCCUCCCACCCGUUCCAAUCCAACUUCUCUCUCACCCCUCCCACCCGUUCCAAUCCAACUUCUCUCUCACCCCUCCCACCCGUUCCAAUCCAACUUCUCUCUCACCCCUCCCACCCGUUCCAAUCCAACUUCUCUCUCACCCCUCCCACCCGUUCCAAUCCAACUUCUCUCUCACCCCUCCCACCCGUUCCAAUCCAACUUCUCUCUCACCCCUCCCACCCGUUCCAAUCCAACUUCUCUCUCACCCCUCCCACCCGUUCCAAUCCAACUUCUCUCUCACCCCUCCCACCCGUUCCAAUCCAACUUCUCUCUCACCCCUCCCACCCGUUCCAAUCCAACUUCUCUCUCACCCCUCCCACCCGUUCCAAUCCAACUUCUCUCUCACCCCUCCCACCCGUUCCAAUCCAACUUCUCUCUCACCCCUCCCACCCGUUCCAAUCCAACUUCUCUCUCACCCCUCCCACCCGUUCCAAUCCAACUUCUCUCUCACCCCUCCCACCCGUUCCAAUCCAACUUCUCUCUCACCCCUCCCACCCGUUCCAAUCCAACUUCUCUCUCACCCCUCCCACCCGUUCCAAUCCAACUUCUCUCUCACCCCUCCCACCCGUUCCAAUCCAACUUCUCUCUCACCCCUCCCACCCGUUCCAAUCCAACUUCUCUCUCACCCCUCCCACCCGUUCCAAUCCAACUUCUCUCUCACCCCUCCCACCCGUUCCAAUCCAACUUCUCUCUCACCCCUCCCACCCGUUCCAAUCCAACUUCUCUCUCACCCCUCCCACCCGUUCCAAUCCAACUUCUCUCUCACCCCUCCCACCCGUUCCAAUCCAACUUCUCUCUCACCCCUCCCACCCGUUCCAAUCCAACUUCUCUCUCACCCCUCCCACCCGUUCCAAUCCAACUUCUCUCUCACCCCUCCCACCCGUUCCAAUCCAACUUCUCUCUCACCCCUCCCACCCGUUCCAAUCCAACUUCUCUCUCACCCCUCCCACCCGUUCCAAUCCAACUUCUCUCUCACCCCUCCCACCCGUUCCAAUCCAACUUCUCUCUCACCCCUCCCACCCGUUCCAAUCCAACUUCUCUCUCACCCCUCCCACCCGUUCCAAUCCAACUUCUCUCUCACCCCUCCCACCCGUUCCAAUCCAACUUCUCUCUCACCCCUCCCACCCGUUCCAAUCCAACUUCUCUCUCACCCCUCCCACCCGUUCCAAUCCAACUUCUCUCUCACCCCUCCCACCCGUUCCAAUCCAACUUCUCUCUCACCCCUCCCACCCGUUCCAAUCCAACUUCUCUCUCACCCCUCCCACCCGUUCCAAUCCAACUUCUCUCUCACCCCUCCCACCCGUUCCAAUCCAACUUCUCUCUCACCCCUCCCACCCGUUCCAAUCCAACUUCUCUCUCACCCCUCCCACCCGUUCCAAUCCAACUUCUCUCUCACCCCUCCCACCCGUUCCAAUCCAACUUCUCUCUCACCCCUCCCACCCGUUCCAAUCCAACUUCUCUCUCACCCCUCCCACCCGUUCCAAUCCAACUUCUCUCUCACCCCUCCCACCCGUUCCAAUCCAACUUCUCUCUCACCCCUCCCACCCGUUCCAAUCCAACUUCUCUCUCACCCCUCCCACCCGUUCCAAUCCAACUUCUCUCUCACCCCUCCCACCCGUUCCAAUCCAACUUCUCUCUCACCCCUCCCACCCGUUCCAAUCCAACUUCUCUCUCACCCCUCCCACCCGUUCCAAUCCAACUUCUCUCUCACCCCUCCCACCCGUUCCAAUCCAACUUCUCUCUCACCCCUCCCACCCGUUCCAAUCCAACUUCUCUCUCACCCCUCCCACCCGUUCCAAUCCAACUUCUCUCUCACCCCUCCCACCCGUUCCAAUCCAACUUCUCUCUCACCCCUCCCACCCGUUCCAAUCCAACUUCUCUCUCACCCCUCCCACCCGUUCCAAUCCAACUUCUCUCUCACCCCUCCCACCCGUUCCAAUCCAACUUCUCUCUCACCCCUCCCACCCGUUCCAAUCCAACUUCUCUCUCACCCCUCCCACCCGUUCCAAUCCAACUUCUCUCUCACCCCUCCCACCCGUUCCAAUCCAACUUCUCUCUCACCCCUCCCACCCGUUCCAAUCCAACUUCUCUCUCACCCCUCCCACCCGUUCCAAUCCAACUUCUCUCUCACCCCUCCCACCCGUUCCAAUCCAACUUCUCUCUCACCCCUCCCACCCGUUCCAAUCCAACUUCUCUCUCACCCCUCCCACCCGUUCCAAUCCAACUUCUCUCUCACCCCUCCCACCCGUUCCAAUCCAACUUCUCUCUCACCCCUCCCACCCGUUCCAAUCCAACUUCUCUCUCACCCCUCCCACCCGUUCCAAUCCAACUUCUCUCUCACCCCUCCCACCCGUUCCAAUCCAACUUCUCUCUCACCCCUCCCACCCGUUCCAAUCCAACUUCUCUCUCACCCCUCCCACCCGUUCCAAUCCAACUUCUCUCUCACCCCUCCCACCCGUUCCAAUCCAACUUCUCUCUCACCCCUCCCACCCGUUCCAAUCCAACUUCUCUCUCACCCCUCCCACCCGUUCCAAUCCAACUUCUCUCUCACCCCUCCCACCCGUUCCAAUCCAACUUCUCUCUCACCCCUCCCACCCGUUCCAAUCCAACUUCUCUCUCACCCCUCCCACCCGUUCCAAUCCAACUUCUCUCUCACCCCUCCCACCCGUUCCAAUCCAACUUCUCUCUCACCCCUCCCACCCGUUCCAAUCCAACUUCUCUCUCACCCCUCCCACCCGUUCCAAUCCAACUUCUCUCUCACCCCUCCCACCCGUUCCAAUCCAACUUCUCUCUCACCCCUCCCACCCGUUCCAAUCCAACUUCUCUCUCACCCCUCCCACCCGUUCCAAUCCAACUUCUCUCUCACCCCUCCCACCCGUUCCAAUCCAACUUCUCUCUCACCCCUCCCACCCGUUCCAAUCCAACUUCUCUCUCACCCCUCCCACCCGUUCCAAUCCAACUUCUCUCUCACCCCUCCCACCCGUUCCAAUCCAACUUCUCUCUCACCCCUCCCACCCGUUCCAAUCCAACUUCUCUCUCACCCCUCCCACCCGUUCCAAUCCAACUUCUCUCUCACCCCUCCCACCCGUUCCAAUCCAACUUCUCUCUCACCCCUCCCACCCGUUCCAAUCCAACUUCUCUCUCACCCCUCCCACCCGUUCCAAUCCAACUUCUCUCUCACCCCUCCCACCCGUUCCAAUCCAACUUCUCUCUCACCCCUCCCACCCGUUCCAAUCCAACUUCUCUCUCACCCCUCCCACCCGUUCCAAUCCAACUUCUCUCUCACCCCUCCCACCCGUUCCAAUCCAACUUCUCUCUCACCCCUCCCACCCGUUCCAAUCCAACUUCUCUCUCACCCCUCCCACCCGUUCCAAUCCAACUUCUCUCUCACCCCUCCCACCCGUUCCAAUCCAACUUCUCUCUCACCCCUCCCACCCGUUCCAAUCCAACUUCUCUCUCACCCCUCCCACCCGUUCCAAUCCAACUUCUCUCUCACCCCUCCCACCCGUUCCAAUCCAACUUCUCUCUCACCCCUCCCACCCGUUCCAAUCCAACUUCUCUCUCACCCCUCCCACCCGUUCCAAUCCAACUUCUCUCUCACCCCUCCCACCCGUUCCAAUCCAACUUCUCUCUCACCCCUCCCACCCGUUCCAAUCCAACUUCUCUCUCACCCCUCCCACCCGUUCCAAUCCAACUUCUCUCUCACCCCUCCCACCCGUUCCAAUCCAACUUCUCUCUCACCCCUCCCACCCGUUCCAAUCCAACUUCUCUCUCACCCCUCCCACCCGUUCCAAUCCAACUUCUCUCUCACCCCUCCCACCCGUUCCAAUCCAACUUCUCUCUCACCCCUCCCACCCGUUCCAAUCCAACUUCUCUCUCACCCCUCCCACCCGUUCCAAUCCAACUUCUCUCUCACCCCUCCCACCCGUUCCAAUCCAACUUCUCUCUCACCCCUCCCACCCGUUCCAAUCCAACUUCUCUCUCACCCCUCCCACCCGUUCCAAUCCAACUUCUCUCUCACCCCUCCCACCCGUUCCAAUCCAACUUCUCUCUCACCCCUCCCACCCGUUCCAAUCCAACUUCUCUCUCACCCCUCCCACCCGUUCCAAUCCAACUUCUCUCUCACCCCUCCCACCCGUUCCAAUCCAACUUCUCUCUCACCCCUCCCACCCGUUCCAAUCCAACUUCUCUCUCACCCCUCCCACCCGUUCCAAUCCAACUUCUCUCUCACCCCUCCCACCCGUUCCAAUCCAACUUCUCUCUCACCCCUCCCACCCGUUCCAAUCCAACUUCUCUCUCACCCCUCCCACCCGUUCCAAUCCAACUUCUCUCUCACCCCUCCCACCCGUUCCAAUCCAACUUCUCUCUCACCCCUCCCACCCGUUCCAAUCCAACUUCUCUCUCACCCCUCCCACCCGUUCCAAUCCAACUUCUCUCUCACCCCUCCCACCCGUUCCAAUCCAACUUCUCUCUCACCCCUCCCACCCGUUCCAAUCCAACUUCUCUCUCACCCCUCCCACCCGUUCCAAUCCAACUUCUCUCUCACCCCUCCCACCCGUUCCAAUCCAACUUCUCUCUCACCCCUCCCACCCGUUCCAAUCCAACUUCUCUCUCACCCCUCCCACCCGUUCCAAUCCAACUUCUCUCUCACCCCUCCCACCCGUUCCAAUCCAACUUCUCUCUCACCCCUCCCACCCGUUCCAAUCCAACUUCUCUCUCACCCCUCCCACCCGUUCCAAUCCAACUUCUCUCUCACCCCUCCCACCCGUUCCAAUCCAACUUCUCUCUCACCCCUCCCACCCGUUCCAAUCCAACUUCUCUCUCACCCCUCCCACCCGUUCCAAUCCAACUUCUCUCUCACCCCUCCCACCCGUUCCAAUCCAACUUCUCUCUCACCCCUCCCACCCGUUCCAAUCCAACUUCUCUCUCACCCCUCCCACCCGUUCCAAUCCAACUUCUCUCUCACCCCUCCCACCCGUUCCAAUCCAACUUCUCUCUCACCCCUCCCACCCGUUCCAAUCCAACUUCUCUCUCACCCCUCCCACCCGUUCCAAUCCAACUUCUCUCUCACCCCUCCCACCCGUUCCAAUCCAACUUCUCUCUCACCCCUCCCACCCGUUCCAAUCCAACUUCUCUCUCACCCCUCCCACCCGUUCCAAUCCAACUUCUCUCUCACCCCUCCCACCCGUUCCAAUCCAACUUCUCUCUCACCCCUCCCACCCGUUCCAAUCCAACUUCUCUCUCACCCCUCCCACCCGUUCCAAUCCAACUUCUCUCUCACCCCUCCCACCCGUUCCAAUCCAACUUCUCUCUCACCCCUCCCACCCGUUCCAAUCCAACUUCUCUCUCACCCCUCCCACCCGUUCCAAUCCAACUUCUCUCUCACCCCUCCCACCCGUUCCAAUCCAACUUCUCUCUCACCCCUCCCACCCGUUCCAAUCCAACUUCUCUCUCACCCCUCCCACCCGUUCCAAUCCAACUUCUCUCUCACCCCUCCCACCCGUUCCAAUCCAACUUCUCUCUCACCCCUCCCACCCGUUCCAAUCCAACUUCUCUCUCACCCCUCCCACCCGUUCCAAUCCAACUUCUCUCUCACCCCUCCCACCCGUUCCAAUCCAACUUCUCUCUCACCCCUCCCACCCGUUCCAAUCCAACUUCUCUCUCACCCCUCCCACCCGUUCCAAUCCAACUUCUCUCUCACCCCUCCCACCCGUUCCAAUCCAACUUCUCUCUCACCCCUCCCACCCGUUCCAAUCCAACUUCUCUCUCACCCCUCCCACCCGUUCCAAUCCAACUUCUCUCUCACCCCUCCCACCCGUUCCAAUCCAACUUCUCUCUCACCCCUCCCACCCGUUCCAAUCCAACUUCUCUCUCACCCCUCCCACCCGUUCCAAUCCAACUUCUCUCUCACCCCUCCCACCCGUUCCAAUCCAACUUCUCUCUCACCCCUCCCACCCGUUCCAAUCCAACUUCUCUCUCACCCCUCCCACCCGUUCCAAUCCAACUUCUCUCUCACCCCUCCCACCCGUUCCAAUCCAACUUCUCUCUCACCCCUCCCACCCGUUCCAAUCCAACUUCUCUCUCACCCCUCCCACCCGUUCCAAUCCAACUUCUCUCUCACCCCUCCCACCCGUUCCAAUCCAACUUCUCUCUCACCCCUCCCACCCGUUCCAAUCCAACUUCUCUCUCACCCCUCCCACCCGUUCCAAUCCAACUUCUCUCUCACCCCUCCCACCCGUUCCAAUCCAACUUCUCUCUCACCCCUCCCACCCGUUCCAAUCCAACUUCUCUCUCACCCCUCCCACCCGUUCCAAUCCAACUUCUCUCUCACCCCUCCCACCCGUUCCAAUCCAACUUCUCUCUCACCCCUCCCACCCGUUCCAAUCCAACUUCUCUCUCACCCCUCCCACCCGUUCCAAUCCAACUUCUCUCUCACCCCUCCCACCCGUUCCAAUCCAACUUCUCUCACCCGUCAAUCCAACUUCUCUCUCACCCUCCACCCGUUCCAAUCCAACUUCUCUCUCACCCCUCCCACCCGUUCCAAUCCAACUUCUCUCUCACCCCUCCCACCCGUUCCAAUCCAACUUCUCUCUCACCCCUCCCACCCGUUCCAAUCCAACUUCUCUCUCACCCCUCCCACCCGUUCCAAUCCAACUUCUCUCUCACCCCUCCCACCCGUUCCAAUCCAACUUCUCUCUCACCCCUCCCACCCGUUCCAAUCCAACUUCUCUCUCACCCCUCCCACCCGUUCCAAUCCAACUUCUCUCUCACCCCUCCCACCCGUUCCAAUCCAACUUCUCUCUCACCCCUCCCACCCGUUCCAAUCCAACUUCUCUCUCACCCCUCCCACCCGUUCCAAUCCAACUUCUCUCUCACCCCUCCCACCCGUUCCAAUCCAACUUCUCUCUCACCCCUCCCACCCGUUCCAAUCCAACUUCUCUCUCACCCCUCCCACCCGUUCCAAUCCAACUUCUCUCUCACCCCUCCCACCCGUUCCAAUCCAACUUCUCUCUCACCCCUCCCACCCGUUCCAAUCCAACUUCUCUCUCACCCCUCCCACCCGUUCCAAUCCAACUUCUCUCUCACCCCUCCCACCCGUUCCAAUCCAACUUCUCUCUCACCCCUCCCACCCGUUCCAAUCCAACUUCUCUCUCACCCCUCCCACCCGUUCCAAUCCAACUUCUCUCUCACCCCUCCCACCCGUUCCAAUCCAACUUCUCUCUCACCCCUCCCACCCGUUCCAAUCCAACUUCUCUCUCACCCCUCCCACCCGUUCCAAUCCAACUUCUCUCUCACCCCUCCCACCCGUUCCAAUCCAACUUCUCUCUCACCCCUCCCACCCGUUCCAAUCCAACUUCUCUCUCACCCCUCCCACCCGUUCCAAUCCAACUUCUCUCUCACCCCUCCCACCCGUUCCAAUCCAACUUCUCUCUCACCCCUCCCACCCGUUCCAAUCCAACUUCUCUCUCACCCCUCCCACCCGUUCCAAUCCAACUUCUCUCUCACCCCUCCCACCCGUUCCAAUCCAACUUCUCUCUCACCCCUCCCACCCGUUCCAAUCCAACUUCUCUCUCACCCCUCCCACCCGUUCCAAUCCAACUUCUCUCUCACCCCUCCCACCCGUUCCAAUCCAACUUCUCUCUCACCCCUCCCACCCGUUCCAAUCCAACUUCUCUCUCACCCCUCCCACCCGUUCCAAUCCAACUUCUCUCUCACCCUCCACCCGUCCAAUCCAACUUCUCACCCCCCCGUUCCAAUCCAACUUCUCUCUCACCCCUCCCACCCGUUCCAAUCCAACUUCUCUCUCACCCCUCCCACCCGUUCCAAUCCAACUUCUCUCUCACCCCUCCCACCCGUUCCAAUCCAACUUCUCUCUCACCCCUCCCACCCGUUCCAAUCCAACUUCUCUCUCACCCCUCCCACCCGUUCCAAUCCAACUUCUCUCUCACCCCUCCCACCCGUUCCAAUCCAACUUCUCUCUCACCCCUCCCACCCGUUCCAAUCCAACUUCUCUCUCACCCCUCCCACCCGUUCCAAUCCAACUUCUCUCUCACCCCUCCCACCCGUUCCAAUCCAACUUCUCUCUCACCCCUCCCACCCGUUCCAAUCCAACUUCUCUCUCACCCCUCCCACCCGUUCCAAUCCAACUUCUCUCUCACCCCUCCCACCCGUUCCAAUCCAACUUCUCUCUCACCCCUCCCACCCGUUCCAAUCCAACUUCUCUCUCACCCCUCCCACCCGUUCCAAUCCAACUUCUCUCUCACCCCUCCCACCCGUUCCAAUCCAACUUCUCUCUCACCCCUCCCACCCGUUCCAAUCCAACUUCUCUCUCACCCCUCCCACCCGUUCCAAUCCAACUUCUCUCUCACCCCUCCCACCCGUUCCAAUCCAACUUCUCUCUCACCCCUCCCACCCGUUCCAAUCCAACUUCUCUCUCACCCCUCCCACCCGUUCCAAUCCAACUUCUCUCUCACCCCUCCCACCCGUUCCAAUCCAACUUCUCUCUCACCCCUCCCACCCGUUCCAAUCCAACUUCUCUCUCACCCCUCCCACCCGUUCCAAUCCAACUUCUCUCUCACCCCUCCCACCCGUUCCAAUCCAACUUCUCUCUCACCCCUCCCACCCGUUCCAAUCCAACUUCUCUCUCACCCCUCCCACCCGUUCCAAUCCAACUUCUCUCUCACCCCUCCCACCCGUUCCAAUCCAACUUCUCUCUCACCCCUCCCACCCGUUCCAAUCCAACUUCUCUCUCACCCCUCCCACCCGUUCCAAUCCAACUUCUCUCUCACCCCUCCCACCCGUUCCAAUCCAACUUCUCUCUCACCCCUCCCACCCGUUCCAAUCCAACUUCUCUCUCACCCCUCCCACCCGUUCCAAUCCAACUUCUCUCUCACCCCUCCCACCCGUUCCAAUCCAACUUCUCUCUCACCCCUCCCACCCGUUCCAAUCCAACUUCUCUCUCACCCCUCCCACCCGUUCCAAUCCAACUUCUCUCUCACCCCUCCCACCCGUUCCAAUCCAACUUCUCUCUCACCCCUCCCACCCGUUCCAAUCCAACUUCUCUCUCACCCCUCCCACCCGUUCCAAUCCAACUUCUCUCUCACCCCUCCCACCCGUUCCAAUCCAACUUCUCUCUCACCCCUCCCACCCCUUCUCUCUCACCCCUCCCACCCGUUCCAAUCCAACUUCUCUCUCACCCCUCCCACCCGUUCCAAUCCAACUUCUCUCUCACCCCUCCCACCCGUUCCAAUCCAACUUCUCUCUCACCCCUCCCACCCGUUCCAAUCCAACUUCUCUCUCACCCCUCCCACCCGUUCCAAUCCAACUUCUCUCUCACCCCUCCCACCCGUUCCAAUCCAACUUCUCUCUCACCCCUCCCACCCGUUCCAAUCCAACUUCUCUCUCACCCCUCCCACCCGUUCCAAUCCAACUUCUCUCUCACCCCUCCCACCCGUUCCAAUCCAACUUCUCUCUCACCCCUCCCACCCGUUCCAAUCCAACUUCUCUCUCACCCCUCCCACCCGUUCCAAUCCAACUUCUCUCUCACCCCUCCCACCCGUUCCAAUCCAACUUCUCUCUCACCCCUCCCACCCGUUCCAAUCCAACUUCUCUCUCACCCCUCCCACCCGUUCCAAUCCAACUUCUCUCUCACCCCUCCCACCCGUUCCAAUCCAACUUCUCUCUCACCCCUCCACCCGUUCCAAUCCAACUUCUCUCUCACCCCUCCCACCCGUUCCAAUCCAACUUCUCUCUCACCCCUCCCACCCGUUCCAAUCCAACUUCUCUCUCACCCCUCCCACCCGUUCCAAUCCAACUUCUCUCUCACCCCUCCCACCCGUUCCAAUCCACUUCUCUCUCCCCUCCACCCGUUCCAAUCCAACUUCUCUCUCACCCCUCCCACCCGUUCCAAUCCAACUUCUCUCUCACCCCUCCCACCCGUUCCAAUCCAACUUCUCUCUCACCCCUCCCACCCGUUCCAAUCCAACUUCUCUCUCACCCCUCCCACCCGUUCCAAUCCAACUUCUCUCUCACCCCUCCCACCCGUUCCAAUCCAACUUCUCUCUCACCCCUCCCACCCGUUCCAAUCCAACUUCUCUCUCACCCCUCCCACCCGUUCCAAUCCAACUUCUCUCUCACCCCUCCCACCCGUUCCAAUCCAACUUCUCUCUCACCCCUCCCACCCGUUCCAAUCCAACUUCUCUCUCACCCCUCCCACCCGUUCCAAUCCAACUUCUCUCUCACCCCUCCCACCCGUUCCAAUCCAACUUCUCUCUCACCCCUCCCACCCGUUCCAAUCCAACUUCUCUCUCACCCCUCCCACCCGUUCCAAUCCAACUUCUCUCUCACCCCUCCCACCCGUUCCAAUCCAACUUCUCUCUCACCCCUCCCACCCGUUCCAAUCCAACUUCUCUCUCACCCCUCCCACCCGUUCCAAUCCAACUUCUCUCUCACCCCUCCCACCCGUUCCAAUCCAACUUCUCUCUCACCCCUCCCACCCGUUCCAAUCCAACUUCUCUCUCACCCCUCCCACCCGUUCCAAUCCAACUUCUCUCUCACCCCUCCCACCCGUUCCAAUCCAACUUCUCUCUCACCCCUCCCACCCGUUCCAAUCCAACUUCUCUCUCACCCCUCCCACCCGUUCCAAUCCAACUUCUCUCUCACCCCUCCCACCCGUUCCAAUCCAACUUCUCUCUCACCCCUCCCACCCGUUCCAAUCCAACUUCUCUCUCACCCCUCCCACCCGUUCCAAUCCAACUUCUCUCUCACCCCUCCCACCCGUUCCAAUCCAACUUCUCUCUCACCCCUCCCACCCGUUCCAAUCCAACUUCUCUCUCACCCCUCCCACCCGUUCCAAUCCAACUUCUCUCUCACCCCUCCCACCCGUUUCCAAUCCAACUUCUCUCUCACCCCUCCCACCCGUUCCAAUCCAACUUCUCUCUCACCCCUCCCACCCGUUCCAAUCCAACUUCUCUCUCACCCCUCCCACCCGUUCCAAUCCAACUUCUCUCUCACCCCUCCCACCCGUUCCAAUCCAACUUCUCUCUCACCCCUCCCACCCGUUCCAAUCCAACUUCUCUCUCACCCCUCCCACCCGUUCCAAUCCAACUUCUCUCUCACCCCUCCCACCCGUUCCAAUCCAACUUCUCUCUCACCCCUCCCACCCGUUCCAAUCCAACUUCUCUCUCACCCCUCCCACCCGUUCCAAUCCAACUUCUCUCUCACCCCUCCCACCCGUUCCAAUCCAACUUCUCUCUCACCCCUCCCACCCGUUCCAAUCCAACUUCUCUCUCACCCCUCCCACCCGUUCCAAUCCAACUUCUCUCUCACCCCUCCCACCCGUUCCAAUCCAACUUCUCUCUCACCCCUCCCACCCGUUCCAAUCCAACUUCUCUCUCACCCCUCCCACCCGUUCCAAUCCAACUUCUCUCUCACCCCUCCCACCCGUUCCAAUCCAACUUCUCUCUCACCCCUCCCACCCGUUCCAAUCCAACUUCUCUCUCACCCCUCCCACCCGUUCCAAUCCAACUUCUCUCUCACCCCUCCCACCCGUUCCAAUCCAACUUCUCUCUCACCCCUCCCACCCGUUCCAAUCCAACUUCUCUCUCACCCCUCCCACCCGUUCCAAUCCAACUUCUCUCUCACCCCUCCCACCCGUUCCAAUCCAACUUCUCUCUCACCCCUCCCACCCGUUCCAAUCCACUUCUCUCUCACCCCUCCCACCCGUUCCAAUCCAACUUCUCUCUCACCCCUCCCACCCGUUCCAAUCCAACUUCUCUCUCACCCCUCCCACCCGUUCCAAUCCAACUUCUCUCUCACCCCUCCCACCCGUUCCAAUCCAACUUCUCUCUCACCCCUCCCACCCGUUCCAAUCCAACUUCUCUCUCACCCCUCCCACCCGUUCCAAUCCAACUUCUCUCUCACCCCUCCCACCCGUUCCAAUCCAACUUCUCUCUCACCCCUCCCACCCGUUCCAAUCCAACUUCUCUCUCACCCCUCCCACCCGUUCCAAUCCAACUUCUCUCUCACCCCUCCCACCCGUUCCAAUCCAACUUCUCUCUCUCACCCCUCCCACCCGUUCCAAUCCAACUUCUCUCUCACCCCUCCCACCCGUUCCAAUCCAACUUCUCUCUCACCCCUCCCACCCGUUCCAAUCCAACUUCUCUCUCACCCCUCCCACCCGUUCCAAUCCAACUUCUCUCUCACCCCUCCCACCCGUUCCAAUCCAACUUCUCUCUCACCCCUCCCACCCGUUCCAAUCCAACUUCUCUCUCACCCCUCCCACCCGUUCCAAUCCAACUUCUCUCUCACCCCUCCCACCCGUUCCAAUCCAACUUCUCUCUCACCCCUCCCACCCGUUCCAAUCCAACUUCUCUCUCACCCCUCCCACCCGUUCCAAUCCAACUUCUCUCUCACCCCUCCCACCCGUUCCAAUCCAACUUCUCUCUCACCCCUCCCACCCGUUCCAAUCCAACUUCUCUCUCACCCCUCCCACCCGUUCCAAUCCAACUUCUCUCUCACCCCUCCCACCCGUUCCAAUCCAACUUCUCUCUCACCCUCCCACCCGUUCCAAUCCAACUUCUCUCUCACCCUCCCACCCGUUCCAAUCCAACUUCUCUCUCACCCCUCCCACCCGUUCCAAUCCAACUUCUCUCUCACCCCUCCCACCCGUUCCAAUCCAACUUCUCUCUCACCCCUCCCACCCGUUCCAAUCCAACUUCUCUCUCACCCCUCCCACCCGUUCCAAUCCAACUUCUCUCUCACCCCUCCCACCCGUUCCAAUCCAACUUCUCUCUCACCCCUCCCACCCGUUCCAAUCCAACUUCUCUCUCACCCCUCCCACCCGUUCCAAUCCAACUUCUCUCUCACCCCCUCCCACCCGUUCCAAUCCAACUUCUCUCUCACCCCUCCCACCCGUUCCAAUCCAACUUCUCUCUCACCCCUCCCACCCGUUCCAAUCCAACUUCUCUCUCACCCCUCCCACCCGUUCCAAUCCAACUUCUCUCUCACCCCUCCCACCCGUUCCAAUCCAACUUCUCUCUCACCCCUCCCACCCGUUCCAAUCCAACUUCUCUCUCACCCCUCCCAACCCGUUCCAAUCCAACUUCUCUCUCACCCCUCCCACCCGUUCCAAUCCAGCUUCUCUCUCACCCCUCCCACCCGUUCCAAUCCAACUUCUCUCUCACCCCUCCCACCCGUUCCAAUCCAGCUUCUCUCUCACCCCUCCCACCCCGUUCCAAUCCAACUUCUCUCUCACCCCUCCCACCCGUUCCAAUCCAACUUCUCUCUCACCCCUCCCACCCGUUCCAAUCCAACUUCUCUCUCACCCCUCCCACCCGUUCCAAUCCAACUUCUCUCUCACCCCUCCCACCCGUUCCAAUCCAACUUCUCUCUCACCCCUCCGCACCCGUUCCAAUCCAACUUCUCUCUCACCCCUCCCACCCGUUCCAUCCAACUUCUCUCUCACCCCUCCCACCCGUUCCAAUCCAACUUCUCUCUCACCCCUCCCACCCGUUCAAUCCAACUUCUCUCUCACCCCCCCGUUCCACUCAAAACUUCUCUCUUCUCACCCUCCCACCCGUUCCAAUCCAACUUCUCUCUCACCCCUCCCACCCGUUCCAAUCCAACUUCUCUCUCACCCCUCCCACCCGUUCCAAUCCAACUUCUCUCUCACCCCUCCCACCCGUUCCAAUCCAACUUCUCUCUCACCCCUCCCACCCGUUCCAAUCCACUUCUCUCUCACCCCUCCCACCCGUUCCAAUCCAACUUCUCUCUCACCCCUCCCACCCGUUCCAAUCCAACUUCUCUCUCACCCCUCCCACCCGUUCCAAUCCAACUUCUCUCUCACCCCUCCCACCCGUUCCAAUCCAACUUCUCUCUCACCCCUCCCACCCGUUCCAAUCCAACUUCUCUCUCACCCCUCCCACCCGUUCCAAUCCAACUUCUCUCUCACCCCUCCCACCCGUUCCAAUCCAACUUCUCUCUCACCCCUCCCACCCGUUCCAAUCCAACUUCUCUCUCACCCCUCCCACCCGUUCCAAUCCAACUUCUCUCUCACCCCUCCCACCCGUUCCAAUCCAACUUCUCUCUCACCCUCCCACCCGUUCCAAUCCAACUUCUCUCUCACCCCUCCCACCCGUUCCAAUCCAACUUCUCUCUCACCCCUCCCACCCGUUCCAAUCCAACUUCUCUCUCACCCCUCCCACCCGUUCCAAUCCAACUUCUCUCUCACCCCUCCCACCCGUUCCAAUCCAACUUCUCUCUCACCCCUCCCACCCGUUCCAAUCCAACUUCUCUCUCACCCCUCCCACCCCGUUCCAAUCCAACUUCUCUCUCACCCCUCCCACCCGUUCCAAUCCAACUUCUCUCUCACCCCUCCCACCCGUUCCAAUCCAACUUCUCUCUCACCCCUCCCACCCCGUUCCAAUCCAACUUCUCUCUCACCCCCUCCCACCCGUUCCAAUCCAACUUCUCUCUCACCCCUCCCACCCGUUCCAAUCCAACUUCUCUUCUCACCCCUCCCACCCGUUCCAAUCCAACUUCUCUCUCACCCCUCCCACCCGUUCCAAUCCAACUUCUCUCUCACCCCUCCCACCCGUUCCAAUCCAAGCUUCUCUCUCACCCCUCCCACCCGUAUCCAAUCCAACUUCUCUCUCACCCCUCCCACCCGUUCCAAUCCACUUCUCUCUCACCCCUCCACCCGUUCCAAUCCAACUUCUCUCUCACCCCUCCCACCCGUUCCAAUCCAACUUCUCUCUCACCCCUCCCACCCGUUCCAAUCCAACUUCUCUCUCACCCCUCCCACCCGUUCCAAUCCAACUUCUCUCUCACCCCUCCCACCCGUUCCAAUCCAACUUCUCUCUCACCCCUCCCACCCGUUCCAAUCCAACUUCUCUCUCACCCCUCCCACCCGUUCCAAUCCAACUUCUCUCUCACCCCUCCCACCCGUUCCAAUCCAACUUCUCUCUCACCCCUCCCACCCGUUCCAAUCCAACUUCUCUCUCACCCCUCCCACCCGUUCCAAUCCAGCUUCUCUCUCACCCUCCCACCCGUUCCAAUCCAACUUCUCUCUCACCCCUCCCACCCGUUCCAAUCCAACUUCUCUCUCACCCCUCCCACCCUUCCAAUCCAACUUCUCUCUCACCCUCCCACCGUUCCAAUCCAACUUCUCUCUCACCCCUCCCACCCGUUCCAAUCCACCUUCUCUCUCACCCCUCCCACCCGUUCCAAUCCAACUUCUCUCUCACCCCUCCCACCCGUUCCAAUUCACUUCUCUCUCACCCCUCCCACCCCUUCUCUCUCACCCUCCCACCCGUUCCAAUCCAACUUCUCUCUCACCCCUCCCACCCGUUCCAAUCCAACUUCUCUCUCACCCCUCCCACCCGUUCCAAUCCAACUUCUCUCUCACCCCUCCCACCCGUUCCAAUCCAACUUCCUCUCUCACCCCUCCCACCCGUUCCAAUCCAACUUCUCUCUCACCCCUCCCACCCGUUCCAAUCCAACUUCUCUCUCACCCCUCCCACCCGUUCCAAUCCAACUUCUCUCUCACCCCUCCCACCCGUUCCAAUCCAACUUCUCUCUCACCCCUCCCACCCGUUCCAAUCCACUUCUCUCUCAACCCUCCCACCCGUUCCAAUCCAACUUCUCUCUCACCCCUCCCACCCGUUCCAAUCCAACUUCUCUCUCACCCUCCCACCCGUUCCAAUCCAACUUCUCUCUCACCCCUCCCACCCGUUCCAAUCCAACUUCUCUCUCACCCCUCCCACCCGUUCCAAUCCAACUUCUCUCUCACCCCUCCCACCCGUUCCAAUCCAACUUCUCUCUCACCCCUCCCACCCGUUCCAAUCCAACUUCUCUCUCACCCCUCCCACCCGUUCCAAUCCAACUUCUCUCUCACCCCUCCCACCCGUUCCAAUCCAACUUCUCUCUCACCCCUCCCACCCGUUCCAAUCCAACUUCUCUCUCACCCCUCCCACCCGUUCCAAUCCAACUUCUCUCUCACCCCUCCCACCCGUUCCAAUCCAACUUCUCUCUCACCCCUCCCACCCGUUCCAAUCCAACUUCUCUCUCACCCCUCCCACCCGUUCCAAUCCAACUUCUCUCUCACCCCUCCCACCCGUUCCAAUCCAACUUCUCUCUCACCCCUCCCACCCGUUCCAAUCCAACUUCUCUCUCACCCCUCCCACCCGUUCCAAUCCAACUUCUCUCUCACCCCUCCCACCCGUUCCAAUCCAACUUCUCUCUCACCCCUCCCACCCGUUCCAAUCCAACUUCUCUCUCACCCCUCCCACCCGUUCCAAUCCAACUUCUCUCUCACCCCUCCCACCCGUUCCAAUCCAACUUCUCUCUCACCCCUCCCACCCGUUCCAAUCCAACUUCUCUCUCACCCCUCCCACCCGUUCCAAUCCAACUUCUCUCUCACCCCUCCCACCCGUUCCAAUCCAACUUCUCUCUCACCCCUCCCACCCGUUCCAAUCCAACUUCUCUCUCACCCCUCCCACCCGUUCCAAUCCAACUUCUCUCUCACCCCUCCCACCCGUUCCAAUCCAACUUCUCUCUCACCCCUCCCACCCGUUCCAAUCCAACUUCUCUCUCACCCCUCCCACCCGUUCCAAUCCAACUUCUCUCUCACCCCUCCCACCCGUUCCAAUCCAACUUCUCUCUCACCCCUCCCACCCGUUCCAAUCCAACUUCUCUCUCACCCCUCCCACCCGUUCCAAUCCAACUUCUCUCUCACCCCUCCCACCCGUUCCAAUCCAACUUCUCUCUCACCCCUCCCACCCGUUCCAAUCCAACUUCUCUCUCACCCCUCCCACCCGUUCCAAUCCAACUUCUCUCUCACCCCUCCCACCCGUUCCAAUCCAACUUCUCUCUCACCCCUCCCACCCGUUCCAAUCCAACUUCUCUCUCACCCCUCCCACCCGUUCCAAUCCAACUUCUCUCUCACCCCUCCCACCCGUUCCAAUCCAACUUCUCUCUCACCCCUCCCACCCGUUCCAAUCCAACUUCUCUCUCACCCCUCCCACCCGUUCCAAUCCAACUUCUCUCUCACCCCUCCCACCCGUUCCAAUCCAACUUCUCUCUCACCCCUCCCACCCGUUCCAAUCCAACUUCUCUCUCACCCCUCCCACCCGUUCCAAUCCAACUUCUCUCUCACCCCUCCCACCCGUUCCAAUCCAACUUCUCUCUCACCCCUCCCACCCGUUCCAAUCCAACUUCUCUCUCACCCCUCCCACCCGUUCCAAUCCAACUUCUCUCUCACCCCUCCCACCCGUUCCAAUCCAACUUCUCUCUCACCCCUCCCACCCGUUCCAAUCCAACUUCUCUCUCACCCCUCCCACCCGUUCCAAUCCAACUUCUCUCUCACCCCUCCCACCCGUUCCAAUCCAACUUCUCUCUCACCCCUCCCACCCGUUCCAAUCCAACUUCUCUCUCACCCCUCCCACCCGUUCCAAUCCAACUUCUCUCUCACCCCUCCCACCCGUUCCAAUCCAACUUCUCUCUCACCCCUCCCACCCGUUCCAAUCCAACUUCUCUCUCACCCCUCCCACCCGUUCCAAUCCAACUUCUCUCUCACCCCUCCCACCCGUUCCAAUCCAACUUCUCUCUCACCCCUCCCACCCGUUCCAAUCCAACUUCUCUCUCACCCCUCCCACCCGUUCCAAUCCAACUUCUCUCUCACCCCUCCCACCCGUUCCAAUCCAACUUCUCUCUCACCCCUCCCACCCGUUCCAAUCCAACUUCUCUCUCACCCCUCCCACCCGUUCCAAUCCAACUUCUCUCUCACCCCUCCCACCCGUUCCAAUCCAACUUCUCUCUCACCCCUCCCACCCGUUCCAAUCCAACUUCUCUCUCACCCCUCCCACCCGUUCCAAUCCAACUUCUCUCUCACCCCUCCCACCCGUUCCAAUCCAACUUCUCUCUCACCCCUCCCACCCGUUCCAAUCCAACUUCUCUCUCACCCCUCCCACCCGUUCCAAUCCAACUUCUCUCUCACCCCUCCCACCCGUUCCAAUCCAACUUCUCUCUCACCCCUCCCACCCGUUCCAAUCCAACUUCUCUCUCACCCCUCCCACCCGUUCCAAUCCAACUUCUCUCUCACCCCUCCCACCCGUUCCAAUCCAACUUCUCUCUCACCCCUCCCACCCGUUCCAAUCCAACUUCUCUCUCACCCCUCCCACCCGUUCCAAUCCAACUUCUCUCUCACCCCUCCCACCCGUUCCAAUCCAACUUCUCUCUCACCCCUCCCACCCGUUCCAAUCCAACUUCUCUCUCACCCCUCCCACCCGUUCCAAUCCAACUUCUCUCUCACCCCUCCCACCCGUUCCAAUCCAACUUCUCUCUCACCCCUCCCACCCGUUCCAAUCCAACUUCUCUCUCACCCCUCCCACCCGUUCCAAUCCAACUUCUCUCUCACCCCUCCCACCCGUUCCAAUCCAACUUCUCUCUCACCCCUCCCACCCGUUCCAAUCCAACUUCUCUCUCACCCCUCCCACCCGUUCCAAUCCAACUUCUCUCUCACCCCUCCCACCCGUUCCAAUCCAACUUCUCUCUCACCCCUCCCACCCGUUCCAAUCCAACUUCUCUCUCACCCCUCCCACCCGUUCCAAUCCAACUUCUCUCUCACCCCUCCCACCCGUUCCAAUCCAACUUCUCUCUCACCCCUCCCACCCGUUCCAAUCCAACUUCUCUCUCACCCCUCCCACCCGUUCCAAUCCAACUUCUCUCUCACCCCUCCCACCCGUUCCAAUCCAACUUCUCUCUCACCCCUCCCACCCGUUCCAAUCCAACUUCUCUCUCACCCCUCCCACCCGUUCCAAUCCAACUUCUCUCUCACCCCUCCCACCCGUUCCAAUCCAACUUCUCUCUCACCCCUCCCACCCGUUCCAAUCCAACUUCUCUCUCACCCCUCCCACCCGUUCCAAUCCAACUUCUCUCUCACCCCUCCCACCCGUUCCAAUCCAACUUCUCUCUCACCCCUCCCACCCGUUCCAAUCCAACUUCUCUCUCACCCCUCCCACCCGUUCCAAUCCAACUUCUCUCUCACCCCUCCCACCCGUUCCAAUCCAACUUCUCUCUCACCCCUCCCACCCGUUCCAAUCCAACUUCUCUCUCACCCCUCCCACCCGUUCCAAUCCAACUUCUCUCUCACCCCUCCCACCCGUUCCAAUCCAACUUCUCUCUCACCCCUCCCACCCGUUCCAAUCCAACUUCUCUCUCACCCCUCCCACCCGUUCCAAUCCAACUUCUCUCUCACCCCUCCCACCCGUUCCAAUCCAACUUCUCUCUCACCCCUCCCACCCGUUCCAAUCCAACUUCUCUCUCACCCCUCCCACCCGUUCCAAUCCAACUUCUCUCUCACCCCUCCCACCCGUUCCAAUCCAACUUCUCUCUCACCCCUCCCACCCGUUCCAAUCCAACUUCUCUCUCACCCCUCCCACCCGUUCCAAUCCAACUUCUCUCUCACCCCUCCCACCCGUUCCAAUCCAACUUCUCUCUCACCCCUCCCACCCGUUCCAAUCCAACUUCUCUCUCACCCCUCCCACCCGUUCCAAUCCAACUUCUCUCUCACCCCUCCCACCCGUUCCAAUCCAACUUCUCUCUCACCCCUCCCACCCGUUCCAAUCCAACUUCUCUCUCACCCCUCCCACCCGUUCCAAUCCAACUUCUCUCUCACCCCUCCCACCCGUUCCAAUCCAACUUCUCUCUCACCCCUCCCACCCGUUCCAAUCCAACUUCUCUCUCACCCCUCCCACCCGUUCCAAUCCAACUUCUCUCUCACCCCUCCCACCCGUUCCAAUCCAACUUCUCUCUCACCCCUCCCACCCGUUCCAAUCCAACUUCUCUCUCACCCCUCCCACCCGUUCCAAUCCAACUUCUCUCUCACCCCUCCCACCCGUUCCAAUCCAACUUCUCUCUCACCCCUCCCACCCGUUCCAAUCCAACUUCUCUCUCACCCCUCCCACCCGUUCCAAUCCAACUUCUCUCUCACCCCUCCCACCCGUUCCAAUCCAACUUCUCUCUCACCCCUCCCACCCGUUCCAAUCCAACUUCUCUCUCACCCCUCCCACCCGUUCCAAUCCAACUUCUCUCUCACCCCUCCCACCCGUUCCAAUCCAACUUCUCUCUCACCCCUCCCACCCGUUCCAAUCCAACUUCUCUCUCACCCCUCCCACCCGUUCCAAUCCAACUUCUCUCUCACCCCUCCCACCCGUUCCAAUCCAACUUCUCUCUCACCCCUCCCACCCGUUCCAAUCCAACUUCUCUCUCACCCCUCCCACCCGUUCCAAUCCAACUUCUCUCUCACCCCUCCCACCCGUUCCAAUCCAACUUCUCUCUCACCCCUCCCACCCGUUCCAAUCCAACUUCUCUCUCACCCCUCCCACCCGUUCCAAUCCAACUUCUCUCUCACCCCUCCCACCCGUUCCAAUCCAACUUCUCUCUCACCCCUCCCACCCGUUCCAAUCCAACUUCUCUCUCACCCCUCCCACCCGUUCCAAUCCAACUUCUCUCUCACCCCUCCCACCCGUUCCAAUCCAACUUCUCUCUCACCCCUCCCACCCGUUCCAAUCCAACUUCUCUCUCACCCCUCCCACCCGUUCCAAUCCAACUUCUCUCUCACCCCUCCCACCCGUUCCAAUCCAACUUCUCUCUCACCCCUCCCACCCGUUCCAAUCCAACUUCUCUCUCACCCCUCCCACCCGUUCCAAUCCAACUUCUCUCUCACCCCUCCCACCCGUUCCAAUCCAACUUCUCUCUCACCCCUCCCACCCGUUCCAAUCCAACUUCUCUCUCACCCCUCCCACCCGUUCCAAUCCAACUUCUCUCUCACCCCUCCCACCCGUUCCAAUCCAACUUCUCUCUCACCCCUCCCACCCGUUCCAAUCCAACUUCUCUCUCACCCCUCCCACCCGUUCCAAUCCAACUUCUCUCUCACCCCUCCCACCCGUUCCAAUCCAACUUCUCUCUCACCCCUCCCACCCGUUCCAAUCCAACUUCUCUCUCACCCCUCCCACCCGUUCCAAUCCAACUUCUCUCUCACCCCUCCCACCCGUUCCAAUCCAACUUCUCUCUCACCCCUCCCACCCGUUCCAAUCCAACUUCUCUCUCACCCCUCCCACCCGUUCCAAUCCAACUUCUCUCUCACCCCUCCCACCCGUUCCAAUCCAACUUCUCUCUCACCCCUCCCACCCGUUCCAAUCCAACUUCUCUCUCACCCCUCCCACCCGUUCCAAUCCAACUUCUCUCUCACCCCUCCCACCCGUUCCAAUCCAACUUCUCUCUCACCCCUCCCACCCGUUCCAAUCCAACUUCUCUCUCACCCCUCCCACCCGUUCCAAUCCAACUUCUCUCUCACCCCUCCCACCCGUUCCAAUCCAACUUCUCUCUCACCCCUCCCACCCGUUCCAAUCCAACUUCUCUCUCACCCCUCCCACCCGUUCCAAUCCAACUUCUCUCUCACCCCUCCCACCCGUUCCAAUCCAACUUCUCUCUCACCCCUCCCACCCGUUCCAAUCCAACUUCUCUCUCACCCCUCCCACCCGUUCCAAUCCAACUUCUCUCUCACCCCUCCCACCCGUUCCAAUCCAACUUCUCUCUCACCCCUCCCACCCGUUCCAAUCCAACUUCUCUCUCACCCCUCCCACCCGUUCCAAUCCAACUUCUCUCUCACCCCUCCCACCCGUUCCAAUCCAACUUCUCUCUCACCCCUCCCACCCGUUCCAAUCCAACUUCUCUCUCACCCCUCCCACCCGUUCCAAUCCAACUUCUCUCUCACCCCUCCCACCCGUUCCAAUCCAACUUCUCUCUCACCCCUCCCACCCGUUCCAAUCCAACUUCUCUCUCACCCCUCCCACCCGUUCCAAUCCAACUUCUCUCUCACCCCUCCCACCCGUUCCAAUCCAACUUCUCUCUCACCCCUCCCACCCGUUCCAAUCCAACUUCUCUCUCACCCCUCCCACCCGUUCCAAUCCAACUUCUCUCUCACCCCUCCCACCCGUUCCAAUCCAACUUCUCUCUCACCCCUCCCACCCGUUCCAAUCCAACUUCUCUCUCACCCCUCCCACCCGUUCCAAUCCAACUUCUCUCUCACCCCUCCCACCCGUUCCAAUCCAACUUCUCUCUCACCCCUCCCACCCGUUCCAAUCCAACUUCUCUCUCACCCCUCCCACCCGUUCCAAUCCAACUUCUCUCUCACCCCUCCCACCCGUUCCAAUCCAACUUCUCUCUCACCCCUCCCACCCGUUCCAAUCCAACUUCUCUCUCACCCCUCCCACCCGUUCCAAUCCAACUUCUCUCUCACCCCUCCCACCCGUUCCAAUCCAACUUCUCUCUCACCCCUCCCACCCGUUCCAAUCCAACUUCUCUCUCACCCCUCCCACCCGUUCCAAUCCAACUUCUCUCUCACCCCUCCCACCCGUUCCAAUCCAACUUCUCUCUCACCCCUCCCACCCGUUCCAAUCCAACUUCUCUCUCACCCCUCCCACCCGUUCCAAUCCAACUUCUCUCUCACCCCUCCCACCCGUUCCAAUCCAACUUCUCUCUCACCCCUCCCACCCGUUCCAAUCCAACUUCUCUCUCACCCCUCCCACCCGUUCCAAUCCAACUUCUCUCUCACCCCUCCCACCCGUUCCAAUCCAACUUCUCUCUCACCCCUCCCACCCGUUCCAAUCCAACUUCUCUCUCACCCCUCCCACCCGUUCCAAUCCAACUUCUCUCUCACCCCUCCCACCCGUUCCAAUCCAACUUCUCUCUCACCCCUCCCACCCGUUCCAAUCCAACUUCUCUCUCACCCCUCCCACCCGUUCCAAUCCAACUUCUCUCUCACCCCUCCCACCCGUUCCAAUCCAACUUCUCUCUCACCCCUCCCACCCGUUCCAAUCCAACUUCUCUCUCACCCCUCCCACCCGUUCCAAUCCAACUUCUCUCUCACCCCUCCCACCCGUUCCAAUCCAACUUCUCUCUCACCCCUCCCACCCGUUCCAAUCCAACUUCUCUCUCACCCCUCCCACCCGUUCCAAUCCAACUUCUCUCUCACCCCUCCCACCCGUUCCAAUCCAACUUCUCUCUCACCCCUCCCACCCGUUCCAAUCCAACUUCUCUCUCACCCCUCCCACCCGUUCCAAUCCAACUUCUCUCUCACCCCUCCCACCCGUUCCAAUCCAACUUCUCUCUCACCCCUCCCACCCGUUCCAAUCCAACUUCUCUCUCACCCCUCCCACCCGUUCCAAUCCAACUUCUCUCUCACCCCUCCCACCCGUUCCAAUCCAACUUCUCUCUCACCCCUCCCACCCGUUCCAAUCCAACUUCUCUCUCACCCCUCCCACCCGUUCCAAUCCAACUUCUCUCUCACCCCUCCCACCCGUUCCAAUCCAACUUCUCUCUCACCCCUCCCACCCGUUCCAAUCCAACUUCUCUCUCACCCCUCCCACCCGUUCCAAUCCAACUUCUCUCUCACCCCUCCCACCCGUUCCAAUCCAACUUCUCUCUCACCCCUCCCACCCGUUCCAAUCCAACUUCUCUCUCACCCCUCCCACCCGUUCCAAUCCAACUUCUCUCUCACCCCUCCCACCCGUUCCAAUCCAACUUCUCUCUCACCCCUCCCACCCGUUCCAAUCCAACUUCUCUCUCACCCCUCCCACCCGUUCCAAUCCAACUUCUCUCUCACCCCUCCCACCCGUUCCAAUCCAACUUCUCUCUCACCCCUCCCACCCGUUCCAAUCCAACUUCUCUCUCACCCCUCCCACCCGUUCCAAUCCAACUUCUCUCUCACCCCUCCCACCCGUUCCAAUCCAACUUCUCUCUCACCCCUCCCACCCGUUCCAAUCCAACUUCUCUCUCACCCCUCCCACCCGUUCCAAUCCAACUUCUCUCUCACCCCUCCCACCCGUUCCAAUCCAACUUCUCUCUCACCCCUCCCACCCGUUCCAAUCCAACUUCUCUCUCACCCCUCCCACCCGUUCCAAUCCAACUUCUCUCUCACCCCUCCCACCCGUUCCAAUCCAACUUCUCUCUCACCCCUCCCACCCGUUCCAAUCCAACUUCUCUCUCACCCCUCCCACCCGUUCCAAUCCAACUUCUCUCUCACCCCUCCCACCCGUUCCAAUCCAACUUCUCUCUCACCCCUCCCACCCGUUCCAAUCCAACUUCUCUCUCACCCCUCCCACCCGUUCCAAUCCAACUUCUCUCUCACCCCUCCCACCCGUUCCAAUCCAACUUCUCUCUCACCCCUCCCACCCGUUCCAAUCCAACUUCUCUCUCACCCCUCCCACCCGUUCCAAUCCAACUUCUCUCUCACCCCUCCCACCCGUUCCAAUCCAACUUCUCUCUCACCCCUCCCACCCGUUCCAAUCCAACUUCUCUCUCACCCCUCCCACCCGUUCCAAUCCAACUUCUCUCUCACCCCUCCCACCCGUUCCAAUCCAACUUCUCUCUCACCCCUCCCACCCGUUCCAAUCCAACUUCUCUCUCACCCCUCCCACCCGUUCCAAUCCAACUUCUCUCUCACCCCUCCCACCCGUUCCAAUCCAACUUCUCUCUCACCCCUCCCACCCGUUCCAAUCCAACUUCUCUCUCACCCCUCCCACCCGUUCCAAUCCAACUUCUCUCUCACCCCUCCCACCCGUUCCAAUCCAACUUCUCUCUCACCCCUCCCACCCGUUCCAAUCCAACUUCUCUCUCACCCCUCCCACCCGUUCCAAUCCAACUUCUCUCUCACCCCUCCCACCCGUUCCAAUCCAACUUCUCUCUCACCCCUCCCACCCGUUCCAAUCCAACUUCUCUCUCACCCCUCCCACCCGUUCCAAUCCAACUUCUCUCUCACCCCUCCCACCCGUUCCAAUCCAACUUCUCUCUCACCCCUCCCACCCGUUCCAAUCCAACUUCUCUCUCACCCCUCCCACCCGUUCCAAUCCAACUUCUCUCUCACCCCUCCCACCCGUUCCAAUCCAACUUCUCUCUCACCCCUCCCACCCGUUCCAAUCCAACUUCUCUCUCACCCCUCCCACCCGUUCCAAUCCAACUUCUCUCUCACCCCUCCCACCCGUUCCAAUCCAACUUCUCUCUCACCCCUCCCACCCGUUCCAAUCCAACUUCUCUCUCACCCCUCCCACCCGUUCCAAUCCAACUUCUCUCUCACCCCUCCCACCCGUUCCAAUCCAACUUCUCUCUCACCCCUCCCACCCGUUCCAAUCCAACUUCUCUCUCACCCCUCCCACCCGUUCCAAUCCAACUUCUCUCUCACCCCUCCCACCCGUUCCAAUCCAACUUCUCUCUCACCCCUCCCACCCGUUCCAAUCCAACUUCUCUCUCACCCCUCCCACCCGUUCCAAUCCAACUUCUCUCUCACCCCUCCCACCCGUUCCAAUCCAACUUCUCUCUCACCCCUCCCACCCGUUCCAAUCCAACUUCUCUCUCACCCCUCCCACCCGUUCCAAUCCAACUUCUCUCUCACCCCUCCCACCCGUUCCAAUCCAACUUCUCUCUCACCCCUCCCACCCGUUCCAAUCCAACUUCUCUCUCACCCCUCCCACCCGUUCCAAUCCAACUUCUCUCUCACCCCUCCCACCCGUUCCAAUCCAACUUCUCUCUCACCCCUCCCACCCGUUCCAAUCCAACUUCUCUCUCACCCCUCCCACCCGUUCCAAUCCAACUUCUCUCUCACCCCUCCCACCCGUUCCAAUCCAACUUCUCUCUCACCCCUCCCACCCGUUCCAAUCCAACUUCUCUCUCACCCCUCCCACCCGUUCCAAUCCAACUUCUCUCUCACCCCUCCCACCCGUUCCAAUCCAACUUCUCUCUCACCCCUCCCACCCGUUCCAAUCCAACUUCUCUCUCACCCCUCCCACCCGUUCCAAUCCAACUUCUCUCUCACCCCUCCCACCCGUUCCAAUCCAACUUCUCUCUCACCCCUCCCACCCGUUCCAAUCCAACUUCUCUCUCACCCCUCCCACCCGUUCCAAUCCAACUUCUCUCUCACCCCUCCCACCCGUUCCAAUCCAACUUCUCUCUCACCCCUCCCACCCGUUCCAAUCCAACUUCUCUCUCACCCCUCCCACCCGUUCCAAUCCAACUUCUCUCUCACCCCUCCCACCCGUUCCAAUCCAACUUCUCUCUCACCCCUCCCACCCGUUCCAAUCCAACUUCUCUCUCACCCCUCCCACCCGUUCCAAUCCAACUUCUCUCUCACCCCUCCCACCCGUUCCAAUCCAACUUCUCUCUCACCCCUCCCACCCGUUCCAAUCCAACUUCUCUCUCACCCCUCCCACCCGUUCCAAUCCAACUUCUCUCUCACCCCUCCCACCCGUUCCAAUCCAACUUCUCUCUCACCCCUCCCACCCGUUCCAAUCCAACUUCUCUCUCACCCCUCCCACCCGUUCCAAUCUCUUCCACUCUCUCACCUUCCCCCAACUUCCUCUCUCUCUACCCCUCCCACCCGUUCCAAUCCAACUUCUCUCUCACCCCUCCCACCCGUUCCAAUCCAACUUCUCUCUCACCCCUCCCACCCGUUCCAAUCCAACUUCUCUCUCACCCCUCCCACCCGUUCCAAUCCAACUUCUCUCUCACCCCUCCCACCCGUUCCAAUCCAACUUCUCUCUCACCCCUCCCACCCGUUCCAAUCCAACUUCUCUCUCACCCCUCCCACCCGUUCCAAUCCAACUUCUCUCUCACCCCUCCCACCCGUUCCAAUCCAACUUCUCUCUCACCCCUCCCACCCGUUCCAAUCCAACUUCUCUCUCACCCCUCCCACCCGUUCCAAUCCAACUUCUCUCUCACCCCUCCCACCCGUUCCAAUCCAACUUCUCUCUCACCCCUCCCACCCGUUCCAAUCCAACUUCUCUCUCACCCCUCCCACCCGUUCCAAUCCAACUUCUCUCUCACCCCUCCCACCCGUUCCAAUCCAACUUCUCUCUCACCCCUCCCACCCGUUCCAAUCCAACUUCUCUCUCACCCCUCCCACCCGUUCCAAUCCAACUUCUCUCUCACCCCUCCCACCCGUUCCAAUCCAACUUCUCUCUCACCCCUCCCACCCGUUCCAAUCCAACUUCUCUCUCACCCCUCCCACCCGUUCCAAUCCAACUUCUCUCUCACCCCUCCCACCCGUUCCAAUCCAACUUCUCUCUCACCCCUCCCACCCGUUCCAAUCCAACUUCUCUCUCACCCCUCCCACCCGUUCCAAUCCAACUUCUCUCUCACCCCUCCCACCCGUUCCAAUCCAACUUCUCUCUCACCCCUCCCACCCGUUCCAAUCCAACUUCUCUCUCACCCCUCCCACCCGUUCCAAUCCAACUUCUCUCUCACCCCUCCCACCCGUUCCAAUCCAACUUCUCUCUCACCCCUCCCACCCGUUCCAAUCCAACUUCUCUCUCACCCCUCCCACCCGUUCCAAUCCAACUUCUCUCUCACCCCUCCCACCCGUUCCAAUCCAACUUCUCUCUCACCCCUCCCACCCGUUCCAAUCCAACUUCUCUCUCACCCCUCCCACCCGUUCCAAUCCAACUUCUCUCUCACCCCUCCCACCCGUUCCAAUCCAACUUCUCUCUCACCCCUCCCACCCGUUCCAAUCCAACUUCUCUCUCACCCCUCCCACCCGUUCCAAUCCAACUUCUCUCUCACCCCUCCCACCCGUUCCAAUCCAACUUCUCUCUCACCCCUCCCACCCGUUCCAAUCCAACUUCUCUCUCACCCCUCCCACCCGUUCCAAUCCAACUUCUCUCUCACCCCUCCCACCCGUUCCAAUCCAACUUCUCUCUCACCCCUCCCACCCGUUCCAAUCCAACUUCUCUCUCACCCCUCCCACCCGUUCCAAUCCAACUUCUCUCUCACCCCUCCCACCCGUUCCAAUCCAACUUCUCUCUCACCCCUCCCACCCGUUCCAAUCCAACUUCUCUCUCACCCCUCCCACCCGUUCCAAUCCAACUUCUCUCUCACCCCUCCCACCCGUUCCAAUCCAACUUCUCUCUCACCCCUCCCACCCGUUCCAAUCCAACUUCUCUCUCACCCCUCCCACCCGUUCCAAUCCAACUUCUCUCUCACCCCUCCCACCCGUUCCAAUCCAACUUCUCUCUCACCCCUCCACCCUGUCUCCAAUCCACAACUUCUCUCUCACCCCUCCCACCCGUUCCAAUCCAACUUCUCUCUCACCCCUCCCACCCGUUCCAAUCCAACUUCUCUCUCACCCCUCCCACCCGUUCCAAUCCAACUUCUCUCUCACCCCUCCACCCGUUCCAAUCCAACUUCUCUCUCACCCCUCCCACCCGUCUCAAUCAACUUCUCUCUCACCCCUCCCACCGUUCCAAUCCAACUUCUCUCUCACCCCUCCCACCCGUUCCAAUCCAACUUCUCUCUCACCCCUCCCACCCGUUCCAAUCCAACUUCUCUCCUAACCCCUCCCACCCGUUCCAAUCCAACUUCUCUCUCACCCCCUCCCACCCGUUCCAAUCCAACUUCUCUCUCCCCCCUCCCACCCGUUCCAAUCCCACUUCUCUCUCACCCCUCCCACCCGUUCCAAUCCAACUUCUCUCUCCACCCCUCCCACCCGUUCCAAUCCAACUUCUCUCUCACCCCUCCCACCCGUUCCAAUCCAACUUUCUCUCACCCUCCCACCCGUUCCAAUCCAACUUCUCUCUCACCCCUCCCACCCGUUCCAAUCCAACUUCUCUCUCACCCCUCCCACCCGUUCCAAUCCAACUUCUCUCUCACCCCUCCCACCCGUUCCCCACCCGUUCCAAUCCAACUUCUCUCUCACCCCUCCCACCCGUUCCAAUCCAACUUCUCUCUCACCCCUCCCACCCGUUCCAAUCCAACUUCUCUCUCACCCCUCCCACCCCGUUUCCAAUCCAACUUCUCUCUCACCCCCUCCACCCGUUCCAAUCCAACUUCUCUCUCACCCCUCCCACCCGUUCCAAUCCAACUUCUCUCUCACCCCUCCCACCCGUUCCAAUCCAACUUCUCUCUCACCCCUCCCACCCGUUCCAAUCCAACUUCUCUCUCACCCCUCCCACCCGUUCCAAUCCAACUUCUCUCUCACCCUCCCACCCGUUCCAAUCCAACUUCUCUCUCACCCCUCCACCCGUUCCAAUCAACUUCUCUCUCACCCCUCCCACCCGUUCCAAUCCAACUUCUCUCUCACCCCUCCCACCCGUUCCAAUCCAACUUCUCUCUCACCCCUCCCACCCGUUCCAAUCCAACUUCUCUCUCACCCCUCCCACCCGUUUCCAAUCCAACUUCUCUCUCACCCCUCCCACCCGUUCCAAUCCAAACUUCUCUCUCACCCCUCCCACCCGUUCCAAUCCAACUUCUCUCUCACCCCUCCCACCCGUUCCAAUCCAACUUCUCUCUCACCCCUCCCACCCGUUUCCAAUCCAACUUCUCUCUCACCCCUCCCACCCGUUCCAAUCCAACUUCUCUCUCACCCCUCCCACCCGUUCCAAUCCAACUUCUCUCUCACCCCUCCCACCCGUUCCAAUCCAACUUCUCUCUCCACCCCUCCCACCCGUUCCAAUCCAACUUCUCUCUCACCCCUCCCACCCGUUCCAAUCCAACUUCUCUCUCACCCCCCCCACCCGUUCCAAUCCAACUUCUCUCUCACCCCUCCCACCCGUUCCAAUCCAACUUCUCUCUCACCCCUCCCACCGUUCCAAUCCAACUUCUCUCUCACCCCUCCCACCCGUUCCAAUCCAACUUCUCUCUCACCCCUCCCACCCGUUCCAAUCCAACUUCUCUCUCACCCCUCCCACCCGUUCCAAUCCAACUUCUCUCUCACCCCUCCCCCCCGUUCCAAUCCAACUUCUCUCUCACCCCUCCCACCCGUUCAAUCCAACUUCUCUCUCACCCCUCCCACCCGUUCCAAUCCAACUUCUCUCUCACCCCUCCCACCCGUUCCAAUCUCUCAACCCUUCCACCCGUUCCAUCUUCUCACCCCUCCCACCCGUUCCAAUCCAACUUCUCUCUCACCCCUCCCACCCGUUCCAAUCCAACUUCUCUCUCACCCCUCCCACCCGUUCCAAUCCAACUUCUCUCUCACCCCUCCCACCCGUUCCAAUCCAACUUCUCUCUCACCCCUCCCACCCGUUCCAAUCCAACUUCUCUCUCCCCCCUCCCACCCGUUCCAAUCCAACUUCUCUCUCACCCCUCCCACCCGUUCCAAUCCAACUUCUCUCUCACCCCUCCCACCCGUUCCAAUCCAACUUCUCUCUCACCCCUCCCACCCCUUCUCUCUCACCCCUCCCACCCGUUCCAAUCCAACUUCUCUCUCACCCUCCCACCCGUUCCAAUCCAACUUCUCUCUCACCCCUCCCACCCGUUCCAAUCCAACUUCUCUCUCACCCCUCCCACCCGUUCCAAUCCAACUUCUCUCUCACCCCUCCCACCCGUUCCAAUCCAACUUCUCUCUCACCCCUCCCACCCGUUCCAAUCCAACUUCUCUCUCACCCCUCCCACCCGUUCCAAUCCAACUUUCUCUCUCACCCCUCCCACCCGUUCCAAUCCAACUUCUCUCUCACCCCUCCCACCCGUUCCAAUCCAACUUCUCUCUCACCCCUCCCACCCGUUCCAAUCCAACUUCUCUCUCACCCCUCCCACCCGUUCCAAUCCAACUUCUCUCUCACCCCUCCCACCCGUUCCAAUCCAACUUCUCUCUCACCCCUCCCACCCGUUCCAAUCCAACUUCUCUCUCACCCCUCCCACCCGUUUCCAAUCCAACUUCUCUCUCACCCCUCCCACCCGUUCCAAUCCAACUUCUCUCUCACCCCUCCCACCCGUUCCAAUCCAACUUCUCUCUCACCCCUCCCACCCGUUCCAAUCCAACUUCUCUCUCACCCCUCCCACCCGUUCCAAUCCAACUUCUCUCUCACCCCUCCCACCCGUUCCAAUCCAACUUCUCUCUCACCCCUCCCACCCGUUCCAAUCCAACUUCUCUCUCACCCCUCCCACCCGUUCCAAUCCAACUUCUCUCUCACCCCUCCCACCCGUUCCAAUCCAACUUCUCUCUCACCCCUCCCACCCGUUCCAAUCCAACUUCUCUCUCACCCCUCCCACCCGUUCCAAUCCAACUUCUCUCUCACCCCUCCCACCCGUUCCAAUCCAACUUCUCUCUCACCCCUCCCACCCGUUCCAAUCCAACUUCUCUCUCACCCCUCCCACCCGUUCCAAUCCAACUUCUCUCUCACCCCUCCCACCCGUUCCAAUCCAACUUCUCUCUCACCCCUCCCACCCGUUCCAAUCCAACUUCUCUCUCACCCCUCCCACCCGUUCCAAUCCAACUUCUCUCUCACCCCUCCCACCCGUUCCAAUCCAACUUCUCUCUCACCCCUCCCACCCGUUCCAAUCCAACUUCUCUCUCACCCCUCCCACCGUUCCAAUCCAACUUCUCUCUCACCCCUCCCACCCGUUCCAAUCCAACUUCUCUCUCACCCCUCCCACCCGUUCCAAUCCAACUUCUCUCUCACCCCUCCCACCCGUUUCCAAUCCAACUUCUCUCUCACCCCUCCCACCCGUUCCAAUCCAACUUCUCUCUCACCCCUCCCACCCGUUCCAUAUCACUUCUCUCUCAACCUCCCACCCGUUCCAAUCCACUUCUCUCUCACCCCUCCCACCCGUUCCAAUCCAACUUCUCUCCUCACCCCUCCCACCCCGUUCCAAUCCAACUUCUCUUCUCACCCCUCCCACCCGUUCCAAUCCAACUUCUCUCUCACCCCUCCACCCGUUCCAAUCCAGCUUCCUCUCUCACCCCCUCCCACCCGUUCCAAUCCAACUUCUCUCUCACCCCUCCCACCCGUUCCAAUCCCAACUUCUCUCUCACCCCUCCCACCCGUUCCAAUCCCAACUUCUCUCUCACCCCUCCCACCCGUUCCAAUCCAACUUCUCUCUCACCCCUCCCACCCGUUCCAAUCCAACUUCUCUCUCACCCCUCCCACCCGUUCCAAUCCAACUUCUCUCUCACCCCUCCCACCCGUUCCAAUCCAACUUCUCUCUCACCCCUCCCACCCGUUCCAAUCCAACUUCUCUCUCACCCCUCCCACCCGUUCCAAUCCAACUUCUCUCUCACCCCUCCCACCCGUUCCAAUCCAACUUCUCUCUCACCCCUCCCACCCGUUCCAAUCCAACUUCUCUCUCACCCCUCCCACCCGUUCCAAUCCAACUUCUCUCUCACCCCUCCCACCCGUUCCAAUCCAACUUCUCUCUCACCCCUCCCACCCGUUCCAAUCCAACUUCUCUCUCACCCCUCCCACCCGUUCCAAUCCAACUUCUCUCUCACCCCCCUCCACCCGUUCCAAUCCAACUUCUCUCUCACCCCUCCACCCGUUCCAAUCCAACUUCUCUCUCACCCCUCCCACCCGUUCCAAUCCAACUUCUCUCUCACCCCUCCCCACCGUUCCAAUCCAACUUCUCUCUCACCCCUCCCACCCGUUCCAAUCCAACUUCUCUCUCACCCCUCCCACCCUUUCCAAUCCAACUUCUCUCUCACCCCUCCCACCCGUUCCAAUCCAACUUCUCUCUCACCCCUCCCACCCGUUCCAACCAACUUCUCUCUCACCCCUCCCACCCGCUUUCCAAUCCAACUUCUCUCUCACCCCUCCCACCCGUUCCAAUCCAACUUCUCUCUCACCCCUCCCACCCGUUCCAAUCCAACUUCUCUCUCACCCCUCCCACCCGCUUCCAAUCCACUUCUUCUCUCACCCUCCCACCCGUUCCAAUCCAACUUCUCUCUCACCCCUCCCACCCGUUCCAAUCCAACUUCUCUCUCACCCCUCCCACACCCGUUCCAAUCCAACUUCUCUCUCACCCCUCCCACCCGUUCCAAUCCAACUUCUGCUCUUCACCCAUCCCCACCCGUUUCCAUCCAACUUCCUCUCCCCUCCCACCCGUUCCAAUCCAACUUCUCUCUCACCCCUCCCACCCGUUCCAAUCCAACUUCUCUCUCACCCCUCCCACCCUUCCAAUCCAACUCUCUCUCACCCCUCCCACCCGUUCCAAUCCAACUUCUCUCUCACCCCUCCCACCCGUUCCAAUCCAACUUCUCUCUCACACCCCUCCCACCCGUUCCAAUCCAACUUCUCUCUCACCCCUCCCACCCGUUCCAAUCCAACUUCUCUCUCACCCUCCCACCCGUUCCAAUCCAACUUCUCUCUCACCCCUCCCACCCGUUCCAAUCCAACUUCUCUCUCACCCCUCCCACCCGUUCCAAUCCAACUUCUCUCUCCCUCCCACCCCGUUCCAAUCCAACUUCUCUCUCACCCCUCCCACCCGUUCCAAUCCAACUUCUCUCUCACCCCUCCACCCGUUCCAAUCCAACUUCUCUCUCACCCCUCCCACCCGUUCCAAUCCAACUUCUCUCUCACCCUCCCACCCGUUCCAAUCCAACUUCUCUCUCACCCCUCCCACCCGUUCCAAUCCAACUUCUCUCUCACCCCUCCCACCCGUUCCAAUCCAACUUCUCUCUCACCCUCCCACCCGUUCAAUCCAACUUCUCUCUCACCCCUCCCACCGUUCCAAUCCAACUUCUCUCUCACCCCUCCCACCCGUUCCAAUCCAACUUCUCUCUCACCCCUCCCACCCGUUCCAAUCCAACUUCUCUCUCACCCCUCCCACCCGUUCCAAUCCAACUUCUCUCUCACCCCUCCCACCCGUUCCAAUCCAACUUCUCUCUCACCCCUCCCACCCGUUCCAAUCCAACUUCUCUCUCACCCUCCCCCCGUUCCAAUCCAACUUCUCUCUCACCCCUCCCACCCGUUCCAAUCCAACUUCUCUCUCACCCCUCCCACCCGUUCCAAUCCAACUUCUCUCUCACCCCUCCCACCCCGUUCCAAUCCAACUUCUCUCUCACCCCUCCCACCCGUUCCAAUCCAACUUCUCUCUCACCCCUCCCACCCGUUCCAAUCCAACUUCUCUCUCACCCCUCCCACCCGUUCCAAUCCAACUUCUCUCUCACCCCUCCCACCCGUUCCAAUCCAACUUCUCUCUCACCCCUCCCACCCGUUCCAAUCCAACUUCUCUCUCACCCCUCCCACCCGUUCCAAUCCAACUUCUCUCUCACCCCUCCCACCCGUUCCAAUCCAACUUCUCUCUCACCUCCCACCCGUUCCAAUCCACUUCUCUCUCACCCCUCCCACCCGUUCCAAUCCAACUUCUCUCUCACCCCUCCCACCCGUUCCAAUCCAACUUCUCUCUCACCCCUCCCACCCGUUCCAAUCCAACUUCUCUCUCACCCCUCCCACCCGUUCAAUCCAACUUCUCUCUCACCCCUCCCACCCGUUCCAAUCCAACUUCUCUCUCACCCCUCCCACCCGUUCCAAUCCACUUCUCUCUCACCCCUCCCACCCGUUCCAAUCCACUUCUCUCUCACCCCUCCCACCCGUUCCCCCUCCCCCAAUCCAACUUCUCUCUCACCCCUCCCCCCGUUCCAAUCCAACUUCUCUCUCACCCCUCCCACCCGUUCCAAUCCAACUUCUCUCUCACCCCUCCCACCGUUCCAAUCCAACUUCUCUCUCACCCCUCCCACCCGUUCCAAUCCAACUUCUCUCUCACCCUCCCACCCGUUCCAAUCCAACUUCUCUCUCACCCCUCCCACCCGUUCCAAUCCAACUUCUCUCUCACCCCUCCCACCCGUUCCAAUCCACUUCUCUCUCACCCCUCCCACCCGUUCCAAUCCAACUUCUCUCUCACCCCUCCCACCCGUUCCAAUCCAACUUCUCUCUCACCCCUCCCACCCGUUCCAAUCCAACUUCUCUCUCACCCCUCCCACCCGUUCCAAUCCAACUUCUCUCUCACCCCUCCCACCCGUUCCAAUCCAACUUCUCUCUCACCCCUCCACCCGUUCCAAUCCAACUUCUCUCUCACCCCUCCCACCCGUUCCAAUCCAACUUCUCUCUCACCCCUCCCACCGUUCCAAUCCAACUUCUCUCUCACCCCUCCCACCCGUUCCAAUCCAACUUCUCUCUCACCCUCCCACCCGUUCCAAUCCAACUUCUCUCUCACCCCUCCCACCCGUUCCAAUCCAACUUCUCUCUCACCCCUCCCACCCGUUCAAUCCAACUUCUCUCUCACCCCUCCCACCCGUUCCAAUCCAACUUCUCUCUCACCCCUCCCACCCGUUCCAAUCCAACUUCUCUCUCACCCCUCCCACCCGUUCCAAUCCAACUUCUCUCUCACCCCUCCCACCCGUUCCAAUCCAACUUCUCUCUCACCCCUCCCACCCGUUCCAAUCCAACUUCUCUCUCACCCCUCCCACCCGUUCCAAUCCAACUUCUCUCUCACCCCUCCCACCCGUUCCAAUCCAACUUCUCUCUCACCCCUCCCACCCGUUCCAAUCCAACUUCUCUCUCACCCUCCCACCCGUUCCAAUCCAACUUCUCUCUCACCCCUCCCACCCGUUCCAAUCCAACUUCUCUCUCACCCCUCCCACCCGUUCCAAUCCAACUUCUCUCUCCACCUCCCACCCGUUCCAAUCCAACUUCUCUCUCACCCCUCCCACCCGUUCCAAUCCAACUUCUCUCUCACCCCUCCCACCCGUUCCAAUCCAACUUCUCUCUCACCCCUCCCACGUUCCAUCCAACUUCUCUCUCACCCCUCCCACCCGUUCCAAUCCAACUUCUCUCUCACCCCUCCACCCGUUCCAAUCCAACUCUCUCUCACCCCUCCCACCCGUUCCAAUCCAACUUCUCUCUCACCCCUCCCACCCGUUCCAAUCCAACUUCUCUCUCACCCCUCCCACCCGUUCCAAUCCAACUUCUCUCUCACCCCUCCCACCCCGUUCCAAUCCAACUUCUCUCUCACCCCCUCCACCCGUUCCAAUCCAACUUCUCUCUCACCCCUCCCACCCGUUCCAAUCCAACUUCUCUCUCACCCCUCCCACCCGUUCCAAUCCACUUCUCUCUCACCCCUCCCACCCGUUCCAAUCCAACUUCUCUCUCCCCCCACCCCUCCACCCGUUCCAAUCCAACUUCUCUCUCACCCCUCCCACCCGUUCCAAUCCAACUUCUCUCUCACCCCUCCCACCCGUUCCAAUCCAACUUCUCUCUCACCCUCCCACCCGUUCCAAUCCAACUUCUCUCUCACCCCUCCCACCCGUUCCAAUCCAACUUCUCUCUCACCCUCCCACCCGUUCCAAUCCAACUUCUCUCUCACCCCUCCCACCCGUUCCAAUCCAACUUCUCUCUCACCCCUCCCACCCGUUCCAAUCCAACUUCUCUCUCCACCCCUCCCACCCGUUCCAAUCCAACUUCUCUCUCACCCCUCCCACCCGUUCCAAUCCAACUUCUCUCUCACCCCUCCCACCCGUUCCAAUCCAACUUCUCUCUCACCCCUCCCACCCGUUCCAAUCCAACUUCUCUCUCACCCCUCCCACCCGUUCCAAUCCAACUUCUCUCUCACCCUCCCACCCGUUCCAAUCCAACUUCUCUCUCACCCCUCCCACCCGUUCCAAUCCAACUUCUCUCUCACCCCUCCCACCC
Closterium sp. Naga37s-1 is the source of this 41062-nucleotide messenger RNA. Lineage: Eukaryota; Viridiplantae; Streptophyta; Zygnematophyceae; Desmidiales; Closteriaceae. The record is from the annotation of a GenBank genome assembly.